This is a messenger RNA of Meloidogyne enterolobii, 276 nucleotides long. The record is from the annotation of a GenBank genome assembly. Lineage: Eukaryota; Metazoa; Nematoda; Chromadorea; Rhabditida; Meloidogynidae.
UGGGCAGACGAUUUUGUGGUUAAUUUGGUCGAGGAUGGUAUUAUGGAGAAAACUGCUGAUAUUCCAUUCCAAUUCAAUCCACGCAACACAGUGUUGGGGCGUCUUAUAAGAUAUGAGGUUGUCCGUAACAAUUGGUCAAAAGACAAAGGAUGGGGAACUAAGGAAACUUCUGGUGGUAUUCCUUUUGAAGGUGGAGAAAAAUUCAUUUUGGAAUUUGUUGCAGCGCCAAACAACACAAUAAUUGUAAGCUCGAUUCGGCUCUACUUCAGCUUAUGA